Messenger RNA from Paramecium tetraurelia, 1212 nucleotides. RefSeq lists its product as uncharacterized. Lineage: Eukaryota; Ciliophora; Oligohymenophorea; Peniculida; Parameciidae. Gene Ontology annotation, molecular function: ATP binding; protein serine/threonine kinase activity. The record is from RefSeq and is a predicted model, not a curated record. The transcript has 5 exons. Gene Ontology annotation, cellular component: nucleus; cytoplasm. Gene Ontology annotation, biological process: endocytosis; signal transduction; peptidyl-serine phosphorylation.
AUGUCAAUCUCAAAGCGAAGUGAAAGACUAAGUUAAAAACAGGUUGAGAAUAAGUGGAUUGAUAAAGUAGUCUGUAAAAACUAUAAAAUCAUAAGUCCAUUAAAUUCAGGCUCUUUCGGUCAUAUCUAUUUGGCAAUCCAUCAAAUCAAAUAAGAAUAUUAUGCGGUCAAGAUAUUAUCUACAGGGAAAAAUCCAAUUCUUGCUCAAUCUGUUAAGAAUGAAGUUGAUGUACUUUAUAAAUUAAAUGGGCGUAUUGGAUUUCCUCGCUUAUAUUAUUUUAUAUAGAAUGGAACUGAAAACUUCAUUGUGCAAACUUUACUAGGAUAGAACUUGUACUAAUUACUAAUGCAAACUCCAAAAAAAGUAUUCUCCUUAAAAACUGUUCUGAUGUUCCUAGAUUAGGCAAUAGAAAGAUUACAAUAUUUGCAUAUGAAUGAUUACAUACAUAGAGAUAUCAAGCCAGAAAAUUUCAUGACAGGUUUAAAGGAAGAUGAGAUUUACCUUAUUGACUUUGGAUUUACAUCAAAAUAUAGAGAAUAAGGCUAGCACAUAGAGAGAUAGAAGAAUGAAAAUAUCAUUGGAACUCCUAGAUUUUGCCCAAUCUGUUCUCAUUUGAGUUUGUCUUAAAACAGAGCUAGCGAUUUAGAAAGUUUAGGAUACUUAGCCGUUUACUUUUUGAAAGGAUCAUUACCAUGGAUGCACAUACAUGCUGAAACCCCAGAGGAGAAAAUAAAAUUGAUUGGACAGAAAAAGAUGAAUACAUCAAUUGAAGAACUAUGUUUUGGAUUGCCCAAAACAUUUGAAGAUUAUUUUAAAUAUAUCUAAAAUAUCUCAUUUGAUGGAGAUCCAAAUUAUGAUUACAUUUAAUAAUCUUUCAAGAAAUUGUAUUAAACAUUAGGAUAUCCAUUUGAUCAAAAGUUUGAUUGGACCAAAGAGGAAAUCAGAAAUUCUCAAGAUAAUGAAAUAAAUACAAAAUAAUAAUAGUUUUUGGAAGUUGGAAGGAAAUCAUUUACAGCAGAUGUUAAUAUUGAAGAAAUACCAUCACAAAUUUAAAAAAAAAAAAUAGAGAGAAUCCAUCAUCUCAAAAUUUAAGAAGAUUUAUUUUUGACUACUGACUUACAACAGGAUGAAAUCUAAGAAUUUGAACCAGGACUUACAUUGUUCGAGAGAAUGCAAUAGAUAAAUAAACAAAAUUUAAAGAAAUAAAAAUGA